Messenger RNA from Amorphotheca resinae ATCC 22711, 1475 nucleotides. RefSeq lists its product as hypothetical. Gene Ontology annotation, molecular function: ATP binding; protein kinase activity. The coding region runs from base 57 to 983 and encodes 308 amino acids. The record is from RefSeq and is a predicted model, not a curated record. The transcript has 2 exons. NCBI's taxonomy places the organism in Eukaryota, Fungi, Ascomycota, Leotiomycetes, Helotiales, Amorphothecaceae. Gene Ontology annotation, biological process: protein phosphorylation.
CAAGUCCCUUCGCUUUUACAUCUUUUAUAAAAAGAGUUGUUCUGUUCCUCUCAGCCAUGAGCUCCAUCACUAGCAGUAGGAUCCUUCCUGAUCAUAAAGAGGAGUCUCCCAGCGAGGACAUUAAGAGCAAUGUAUCCAUUACGGUCAGAGAGACGGGCCCAGCCAUUGCCAAACCUGCUGGAAUUGCAUCAUUGUUUGGAAAGACCGAAUAUAUAGGAGGGAUUGAAACCAGUUAUAGAAAAUCGAGAGGGCAGACGAUAUCCGGCGGACUAUCGGGGCUUAUAGAACGCUUGCCAUCCGGUGAUAUUGUCAAAUCACCGUGGUUAGGCUCUCGCGCUACUCAGUCUCGCAGUGAUAUCACGCUCGAGUACCAAAUAUACAAGAGACUAGGCCCUCAUCCCCGCUUAGUAAGGAUAAUUGCAUGGGAUUCCGAAGAGUGCGCUCUUACUAUAGAGUAUAUGUCAAACGGCUGUCUUAAGGAUUACCUUUGUGCACACAACGACGAGAUAUCAGAGACACAACGCCUUCGUUGGAUACGAGAAGCAGCAGAAGGAGUUCAUCUACUACACUCGGCAGGAGUUUUUCACUGCGAUAUAGCGCCUAAGAAUUUUCUACUCGAUGCAGAUCUUAGUCUUAAGAUUGCUGACUUUGGUUCAUCUUCUCUUGAUGGUUCUCGACCGUCAGGCUGCGCCUCGACACGGUUUAUAACGCCCGAUUUUACUUUUCGUACCCCACCGACAGUUCAGGAAGAUUUGUACGCACUAGGCUCUACGAUGUACAAUAUCAUGACCGGCAAAGCCCCGUACCAGGAGCUAGAGAGCGACGAAGUUGAAAGACGUUACUGCGCUCAGGAUUUCCCUGACAUAACGGACAUACCUUGUGGGAAGAUCAUUCAGCGCUGUUGGCGUUCUGACGUUGUCUCUGCUCAAGAAGUAUGUGACUUUGUUGAAAGAUAUAUAAACAAAGAAACACUGCAAGGUUAAUCAAAAGCAACGACCCGGUGGGACAUGCGGGAGAACAAGGCAAGGCACGAAGCCACCUGAAUUAUUUUCCACUCACUUUGAGGGUUCCAGGCAUUGACAUUUGUCGCGUUGUUUGAUUAAUCAUUUGGAGAGCCAUAUCAAAUGACCUAUAUAUCAAGAUGUUGAUUAGGCUGAUGUUGUUGGAUGAAAGUACGUGGGCAUGCUGUCAAUCUAUGUUGGCCUAAGACAUAGUUGUGUUGCCUUGUGCAAGUGUCAGGCAUGUUGCCUGGAGCUCUUUCAAGUAGCUGCGAGUCCUACGCUGGGUAAAACCUGACUUAUACCUGUACCUGCUUUUUACUGCCCUAGUUUUCUCUUUAAAUGAUAUUUUCUGAGGCAGUUGGCCGCGCCGUAUUCUACAUGAGCAAGUGCUGUCUUGAUUCAGGCAGGCAAAGAGGUCUUCUCCACUGGUGCUCGUACACCUAAAUUUAUGACUGGAACAAAACUUCCAGACUC